Molecule: messenger RNA, 4995 nt
Organism: Mastomys coucha (southern multimammate mouse)
Lineage: Eukaryota; Metazoa; Chordata; Mammalia; Rodentia; Muridae
Gene: Vangl1
Product: VANGL planar cell polarity protein 1
Exons: 9
Coding region: 429-2048 (539 amino acids)
Biological process (GO): multicellular organism development
Cellular component (GO): plasma membrane
Source: RefSeq, a predicted model, not a curated record
UGUGUGUGUGCCAGGUCGUGUUUGUGUGUGUGUGUGUGUGUGUGUGUGUGUGUGUGUGCCCCUGCCCCGCCCUCCGCUGCAGGUGGGCUGGGCCGGCCGCGGGGCCCGCAGCGCUCGCAGCUCUUGGCUGGCGGCCGCGCCGGGCUAGCAGGGCUGGGCUGGGGCUGCGGGGCGGCGCCGGGACAGGAAGCGGAAAGCAGCAGAGAGCAGCGGCCGCGGCGGGGCUGUGCCUCCACUGCAGCCCAGCGCAGGCCGCGGAGCCGGGGCGCUGCAGCCGAGAGCGCGGGCGUGGAACGCGGCGGGCCGGCGCCGGGAGUCCUGUUGAGGAGUAGUGUCUCUGAGUCCUACGAGGCCUUCAGAGCUAGUCGGUGAGACAGCACGUGGGAGAACAGCUCCUGCUCCUUCAUCAGAGGAAGCUUGCCAUUGCUAUGGAUACCGAAUCCACGUAUUCUGGAUAUUCCUACUACUCAAGCCAUUCAAAAAAGUCUCACAGGCAAGGGGAAAGAACAAGAGAAAGACACAAAUCACCGAGGAAUAAAGAUGGCAGAGGGUCAGAAAAGUCUGUCACCAUCCAGGCUCCCGCUGGAGAACCCCUGCUGGCAAAUGACUCUGCCCGCACAGGCACAGAGGAAGUUCAGGAUGACAACUGGGGAGAGACCACCACCGCCAUCACAGGUACCUCAGAGCACAGUAUAUCCCAAGAGGACAUUGCCAGGAUUAGCAAGGACAUGGAGGACAGUGUGGGGCUGGAUUGCAAGCGCUACCUGGGCCUCACCGUUGCCUCGUUCCUUGGACUACUCGUCUUCCUUACCCCCAUUGCCUUCAUCCUGCUACCCCAGAUCCUGUGGAGGGAGGAGCUGAAACCCUGUGGCGCCAUUUGUGAGGGACUUCUCAUUUCUGUAUCGUUCAAACUGCUUAUCCUGCUCAUCGGAACCUGGGCACUUUUCUUCCGCAAGCAAAGAGCAGAUGUGCCGCGGGUGUUUGUGUUCCGAGCUCUGUUAUUGGUCCUUAUCUUUCUUUUUGUGGUUUCUUAUUGGCUUUUUUAUGGGGUCCGCAUUUUGGACUCUCGGGACCAAAAUUACAAAGACAUCGUGCAAUACGCAGUCUCUCUUGUGGACGCUCUGCUUUUCAUCCACUACCUUGCCAUUGUCCUGCUGGAGCUGAGGCAGCUGCAACCCAUGUUCACACUGCAGGUGGUCCGCUCCACCGAUGGAGAGUCCCGCUUCUACAGCUUGGGACACUUGAGCAUCCAGCGAGCAGCCUUGGUGGUUCUGGAAAAUUACUACAAGGACUUCACCAUCUACAACCCGAACCUCCUGACAGCAUCCAAAUUCCGAGCAGCCAAGCACAUGGCUGGCCUGAAAGUCUACAAUGUAGAUGCUGCCCUUAUGGCCAAACUGAAACUCUGUGUAGCAGAUGGGCCCAGUAACAAUGCCACUGGUCAGUCCCGAGCUAUGAUUGCCGCAGCAGCUCGGCGCAGGGACUCCAGCCACAACGAGUUGUAUUAUGAAGAGGCGGAACACGAACGGAGGGUGAAGAAGCGGAGAGCAAGACUGGUAGUGGCUGUGGAAGAAGCCUUCAUCCACAUCCAGCGUCUCCAGGCUGAGGAGCAGCAGAAGUCACCUGGGGAGGUGAUGGACCCCAGAGAGGCAGCCCAGGCCAUCUUCCCCUCCAUGGCCAGGGCGCUGCAGAAGUACCUGCGCACCACACGGCAGCAGCACUACCACAGCAUGGAGAGCAUCCUGCAGCACCUGGCCUUCUGCAUCACCAACAGCAUGACCCCCAAGGCUUUCCUGGAACGAUACCUCAGUGCGGGCCCCACCUUGCAGUAUGACAAGGAUCGAUGGCUCUCGACCCAGUGGAGACUUAUUAGUGACGAGGCUGUGACGAACGGGUUACGGGAUGGAAUUGUUUUCGUCCUGAAAUGCUUGGACUUCAGCCUUGUGGUCAAUGUGAAGAAAAUCCCGUUCAUUGUACUCUCAGAAGAGUUCAUAGACCCCAAAUCUCACAAGUUUGUUCUUCGCUUACAGUCCGAGACAUCGGUCUAAAAUUUCUAUACUUGUGGCUUUAUGAAAAACAGAAGAAGAAUAUAUAAAUAUAUAAAUAUAUAUACAUAUAUAUAUGUGUGUGUGUGUGUCCAGGGGGAAGUUCUUUUAUAAAGAUUUUUUUUUUUAUAAUUCUUCAAUACUGACUCAAACUGGCAGAGGAUAGACCAGUAUCCUUCGACCAUCUGCACUUUACUUGGAAGGAAGCAAGAGAUGUCCACCCGACAAGUGGCUGUUGGCAUCGGACUUUAAUAGACAGGACUUCUGAAGAAGCUGUUCCUUGGAGUUCCUGUGACAGCUGUAAACCAAAGUGUAGCUGCUGUGUCCUCGGGAGCCUCGCCUUAUAACUGGUCCCUGCCUGUGGCCCAGUACCCCACCAGCCUGUAUGUCUGGUCGACCCCCUUAUAGAUUCUAGGGGGACUCACUUUUAUUCUGCUUCAGGAAAUCAGACACUACGCACCCCCAUGUGUGUUUAUACAUGUAAUUACCCACAUCACCACACCACCCUGGGGAGUGAGUGGUGGGCAGUCCAGGAAAUGUCCGACCGCCUGAGUUUUUUGUCCUUCGUUGCCUUACAUUGUGAAGUGAAAGAACCUGACAGAAAAUACACACUGCCGGUUUACAGCUGUUAAGUGGCUUUCCAUUUUCCCCCCUGAGAGAGUCUACCUGCCCUGUUUCUGGCCUUGCUUCUCUGCUGGCCUGAGGUAGGUAGUUCUUCCCUAGCCCUGGGGUUGCCUACCUGGGCUUCACUCUAGCGCCUGCUCUCCUGAGCAUCUGAACCACAGACACACCUGGUGGGCAGCCCUGGCCAGGCUAGCUUGGCCCUCCGUCCAGAACUGACAGGGACUUGGCUUUCCAAGUAUGCCCACAAGCUCUUUGCACAGCCCCUCCCACAGUCUUCCUCUGGAGAAGUAGGGUAGGACCCUGGGGAUCCAUUCAGCUGCAGUGCCUCCUGUAGGCUGCAGCAGGAACCCGUCCACCCAAUCCUGCUUUGCCCUGCUUCACAUAAACCAGGAGAGACCAGCACUGUGACUCCCAGUUGGCAGGUGCCCUAUGUAGCCAUCCAAUUUCCCAGGGAGACGAGUAUUCACAAAGCUCAUGUGCCAAGCUGCCCUGCCACGGGAAAACCAAACAAUGCCCAGCACCCUGGCAACGACUGCUGUCCCAUCCCUGUGGUUUGUGACCACCACCACUGUGCAACUUACCACAAGUAAAAGGGCCUCUCUGCCCUCGCUGUAUACAUUACCCUUAAUUAUUGGUCAGGAAGAGAGAGGAGAAAAAGAGUGCUGCCGAGCUGGGGAAAGGGAGAGUAGGGGUCAGUGGUACAGUCCAGAUGGCACCUUUGUUGUCAGCAUGGUGUAGCUGGUUUCAGAGGACUAUGCCCCUGAUGUCCCUUUUGUAGACCUAGUGCCUCCUGGCAGAGCCUUGUGCAGGGGAGUGCCCGAGGAGCCAUUUCCUGACCCCUUGCAGUGGGCUGUCCUGGUCUCUGCUUGCCUACAUCCGAAGCAGUGCACCACCUAGUACUCUUUCCUUCCCCAGCUUCAGGGAUCUCGUUUCAGGAAAUGAGAAGGCUGUCAUCAUCUCCGUGCCCGUAUAUGUGUAUCCUUCCUGUACGCAUUUCACGAAGCACACGAUUUUGUCUGUCAUUAAAAAAAAAAAAAAUCCAAAUUGGCAUGGAAUAUUUGUGAUACACCUAUGCUUAGAAAAGCCAACGUUGUUCUUUGUUCAGUAACUUUUUCUCAGAAAGAUGUGCUGGAGAAGGAAGAGAAAUGUGUAGACAAUGCACAGAGCCAGGAUGCCCUGUGUUAACAGUGUGACUCUGUUUGACACACGCACACACAUACACACACACAAACACAUACACACACACAGUGUAACUGGGUGCUUUGGUCUUAAGUCUUUUCCUUUAGGUCCCUUCUACUGGAAGUUCCUCAGGUUAUCUUUCUCAGGAAAUAUUUUAGGAGAAUGAGGUAAGGAAUGGGCAGUGUGUAGAGGGUAAUGUCACAGCAUAGCUGCUCUAACCACGAAUAUCAUGCAGUUGUUAAGUGCCAUAAAUGUAAAUAAUGUAGAGUUAAAAGUAACACUGCUCGUCAGCAUCUUAAAAUACUGUGCUUCCAACCCUGGCUUGCAUCAUGGGUCUUUAAGGGUUUAAAUUGGAGUCAUGUGUUGAUAUGUGCAUUCCCAGCAGAGCAAAGAAAAGUUAAAAUUAAGGAAUUAAUUUAUUUUCCCUCCUGGCCCCUCUCCAUCUACUUUGCAUAGAACUUCAGACUUCCUGAAAUUAUUGUUUUGGUUGUAAAUUGAAUAUCGAUUUUUUUUCAAAACACUUAAGUUUGAAUCGAUUCCUGAAAGAAAAACAGAAAUCACAAGCAGGAUCCUUUAAAGUCUUUCUGCUCCCAGCAUUUUACCAGGCUGAGUCGAAGUGGAAAUGAUAUGGAGGAGAGUUUGUAAAGGAAAUGUGAAGUUGCAGAAAGCUGCACCACACAACUGAAGACAAUAAAUGUUUAUUUCAUUUCUUGAACCCUCAUAGCCUAUUCUUUUCAAAGGAUGUAAAUUGCUCCCCAAGGCUGGUAGGAUGCAUGAUCCUAUUAGAGGACACGGGAUUCCAUUACCUUAAAUGUUUAUAGAUUUCCCCCCCCUAUAACUUUCAACCUAAGUUAUUAAAAUUCUAACAUUAACUGUGAAAGAACUCAAUGAAGAGUGUAGGUCUGAGAUUGUUGUCUUCCCCCUGGUGAUUUUCAUUAUCUACAAAAAUAGACAACUUUUGUUCGGAAGUGUGUGCUUUAAAAAGAAAAAAAAAAGGCAAUCUUUAAUAGUCCUAGAACUGAAUGUUCAAGAAGUCUGCACCAUGGGGAUUAGAAUGGAUUUUAAGGUUCUAAGGCUCACACAUCCUUAGGUUAUCCAUGGAGUCAAGACGUUUUGGCUAAAGUUCACAAAAUAAAUGCUUAAAACC